AUGCUCCGCCGCGGCGUGCUCCUCCUCGCGGCCGUCCUCCUCCUCGCCGUCGCACACUCGCCCCUCGCGUACGCCUCGGAGGCCGACCACAAGUAUAAAACAGAAGAACCUGUUAAGCUAUGGGUAAACAAGGUUGGGCCUUACAAUAAUCCUCAAGAAACUUACAACUAUUACAGUCUCCCAUUUUGUCAACCAUCUGAAAACCCUGCACAUAAAUGGGGUGGUCUCGGAGAGGUCCUUGGUGGAAAUGAGCUGAUUGAUAGUCAGAUUGAUAUAAAGUUCAUAAAGAAUGUGGACAAGGGGGCCAUUUGCACAAUUGAACUUGAUGCUCAAAAGGUUCAGCAAUUUGCUAAUGCCAUUGAAAACUCAUAUUGGUUUGAGCUUUUCAUAGAUGAUCUGCCAUUGUGGGGUUUUGUUGGGGAGACUGACAAAAACAAUGAGAACAAGCACUACCUUUACACUCAUAAGAACAUUGUUAUUAAAUACAAUGGUAACAGGAUAAUUCAUGUGAAUCUAACGCAAGAGUCACCUAAGCUUCUUGAAGCUGGUAAAAAGUUGGAUAUGACUUAUUCAGUAAAGUGGGUGCAAACAAAUGUGGCAUUUGCACGGCGUUUCGAGGUUUACUUAGACUACCCAUUCUUUGAACACCAGAUUCAUUGGUUCUCCAUGUUCAAUUCAUUCAUGAUGGUUAUUUUCUUGACUGGUUUAGUGUCAAUGAUAUUGAUGAGGACACUAAGAAAUGAUUAUGCAAAAUAUGCUCGUGAAGAUGACGAUCUGGAAUCACUUGAGCGAGAUGUUAAUGAGGAAUCCGGGUGGAAGCUUGUUCAUGGUGAUGUGUUCCGACCUCCUCGCAGCCUGGUGUUUCUUUCUGCCCUUGUUGGUAUCGGCACUCAGCUGGCAGCUCUUAUCCUGCUUGUGAUUGUGUUGGCCAUUGUUGGCAUGUUAUAUGUUGGGCGAGGAGCUAUCAUCACAACCUUUAUUGUGUGCUAUGCUCUUACAUCUUUCAUCUCUGGAUAUGUUAGUGGUGGUCUCUAUUCAAGGAAUGGUGGCAAAAACUGGAUAAAGGCUAUGAUCCUUACAGCAUCACUUUUUCCAUUCUUGUGUUUCUCGAUUGGAUUGGUGUUGAACACUAUUGCUAUCUUCUACCGAUCAUUAGCAGCUAUACCAUUUGGCACAAUGGUUGUCAUGUUUGUUCUUUGGGCUUUCAUCUCCUUCCCGUUGGUUCUAUUGGGGACUGUAGUUGGUAGAAAUUGGAGUGGUGCUCCCAACAACCCGUGUCGUGUGAAAACGAUCCCACGCCCUAUUCCUGAGAAGAAGUGGUACCUUACACCUUCUGUUAUUUCAUUGAUAGGUGGACUUCUCCCCUUUGGCAGUAUCUUCAUUGAGAUGUACUUCGUAUUCACUUCCUUCUGGAACUACAAGGUGUACUAUGUCUAUGGUUUCAUGUUGCUGGUCUUUGUCAUCCUGAUAAUAGUCAUCAUAUGUGUCACUAUUGUGGGUACUUAUUUCUUGUUGAAUGCUGAGAACUAUCAUUGGCAAUGGACAUCAUUCUUCUCUGCUGCUUCUACCGCCUUGUAUGUAUAUCUAUACUCUAUAUACUAUUAUCAUGUGAAGACAAAGAUGUCAGGCUUUUUCCAGACAAGCUUCUACUUUGGUUACACCUUGAUGUUCUGUCUUGGAUUGGGAAUACUUUGCGGUGCUGUUGGGUAUUUGGGCUCCACCCUAUUUGUGAGGAGAAUCUACAGAAAUAUCAAAUGCGACUAA
Miscanthus lutarioriparius is the source of this 1764-nucleotide messenger RNA. The record is from the annotation of a GenBank genome assembly. Lineage: Eukaryota; Viridiplantae; Streptophyta; Magnoliopsida; Poales; Poaceae.